GUUUGCGGUGGAACUUCUUACCAACCGUCUAGCAGUGGCAUCUCAACCAUGGCUGAAAUCUUCAGGAGCGGUAGAGUGCGGAGAAGUGAGUGUUUGAUUGCUUUCAUGAUAGUAGGACCGGCUGAAUUAUGUCACAAAAUAUCAGAAGGCUUACAUCAGAAUGCAAGAGAGAGGAGAUGGAACAUAUCUGUGCAUUUGUGCGAAUCUAUUGCUGAUGUUGUAAAAGCAAAAAUAGAUAUCUCUGUAGAUUUUAUUAUUUUUGCUUCCGACUUAAGGGCUGCGCAUGCCUUAUCAGAAAUAGAAGCUAAUAUAGCCAUAAUAGAUGAACACUACAUAAUCUCUGGUGCAACUUGUUUAGUAAAUUGCAAUGGAAUGUGUAAUGUUAUGGGAUUGAUUCAUAAAUCAAAAGCACUUUGUCACAAGUACAAUAUUCGUUUCCUCUCUGCCAAUGUUCUUGAUAUGCAAUCCUGUAUCUAUUUAGGGAGCAGGAUUUUUAAUAUAAUGGAAGGAAUAUUGGGAUUAAAUAGCGGUAUACCAGUUAUUGGGACAGUGGCACAAUAUACCUAAAAUGCACAACGAGAUACUGUAUAGAAUGACUCGUAUUGAUGAUUUACACUGUAUUCUACUUAAAGACUAAAUGUAAUACUGUCUACGUUUUUCCUCCAAUUUCAAUAUUACUCAAGUCGCUAAAACUAGAGCUUAUAUAUUGUAAGAUGAAAAAAUCAACUGGUAAAGCCUAUGCCUCUAGCCAGGAGGACAGUGAGAAUGACAGUGAUGUAACUGAAUGCAGUAUCGGGAGUAAUUCUACCGCUGGCACUCAUCGUAGCGAUACACCUACUCGAAGCGCUCGUUACAGACGAAAGGGUCGUCGCAGAAGUAAAACAGCCAAAUACAAGCCUUCUACAGACAAGCCA
Molecule: messenger RNA, 914 nt
Organism: Formica exsecta
Lineage: Eukaryota; Metazoa; Arthropoda; Insecta; Hymenoptera; Formicidae
Exons: 4
Coding region: 49-567 (172 amino acids)
Source: RefSeq, a predicted model, not a curated record